Sphaerulina musiva SO2202 is the source of this 852-nucleotide messenger RNA. RefSeq lists its product as uncharacterized. The transcript is spliced from 3 exons. Gene Ontology annotation, biological process: mycotoxin biosynthetic process. Bases 1 to 738 code for a protein of 245 amino acids. Lineage: Eukaryota; Fungi; Ascomycota; Dothideomycetes; Mycosphaerellales; Mycosphaerellaceae. The record is from RefSeq and is a predicted model, not a curated record.
AUGGUGGACUUUGCACACAAAUACGAAGAGGUUCCGACCCUCGAAGGUGGCAGCCCGCCCGUUCGAAGUUCUCGCAGCAGGAGCAGCAUCUGGCAUUAUCUCUGCAUUUCCAUUCUCGCCAUCGGGUGGGUGGGCACCAUUGUGUACAAUCAUCGUGCACCGCCCAAAGAAAACGGUCCCUUACAUCUAUACACCAACACGCCGAUUCCGAAAGAAGUCUUCAAGCCCGUCAAAGUCAUUUUCGAUAAAGAUCCCAAGUAUAUGGGAUAUUCGAAAGAAGUCAACGAUGAAUGGGAUUUGCUUGUUGCUGGUCAUGAUGCUCUUUGGGUAGAAGACCCGGACAAAUAUGGUCUUGGUGAAGGGAUCGUGGCGCCGUUCGACCACCCUAAUACACCUAUACCCAAACCGCGGAAUUUUUACGUCGUUUCGCUUCUUCAUCAACUUCAUUGCUUGAACAUGAUUCGAUACCAAUACUACGUGGAGAAAUUCCAAGUCGAGAAUGACGAGCCCGUCAAGUGGAAAGUCCAUGUUGAGCACUGCUUCGAGUACCUGCGUCAAGCAAUCUCCUGUGGCGGCGAUCUGGUCAUCGAAGGCGAGAGUCAGAUCAGGGUCGGCCAUGGCCAUGCGACUUCGGUCACGGGCUGGGGAGUGGAACACGAUUGCAUUGAUUUCGACAAGCUGCUGGACUUCCAGAGGCUGCAGGAAGCCAGGUACAAUCAGACCUGGCAGAAUCCGUAAAGAUGCAGAAACCAAGCGAGUUUUUUCGAUUUUGUCUUCUUGUGUGUGAUUUCAUUCAGAUAGCAGUCGACCUGGUAGAACCAUAUGAAGUGCAUGCUCCCACCCUCUCUCCCC